Molecule: messenger RNA, 747 nt
Organism: Asterias rubens (European starfish)
Lineage: Eukaryota; Metazoa; Echinodermata; Asteroidea; Forcipulatida; Asteriidae
Product: macrophage migration inhibitory factor-like
Exons: 4
Coding region: 69-422 (117 amino acids)
Molecular function (GO): cytokine activity; phenylpyruvate tautomerase activity
Source: RefSeq, a predicted model, not a curated record
CCCUGAUGACAACUCCUCCGUGUCUCUGAUUUCUACUGUUGAACUAAAGACUUGCACUCACCAUCAAAAUGCCGCUCAUCAAGAUUGCAACAAAUGUCAAAGGUGAUUCUAUAGACCAGGAGGCCUUUCUGAAACAAGCCGGUGUUGCGUUUCAGGAAACAAUCGACAAACCAAUGUCUAAAGUUCUAGUUCAGCUUCAGCUAGACCAACUGAUGUCCUUUGGGGGAACCACAGAACCCUGCGCGAUGAUCGACGUCCUCAGCGCCGGUAAAAUCAGCAAAGAAGAAAAUAUGAAAUACACUAAAGCACUCACUGAACUGAUGGCGAAAAUUAACGUUCCACAAAACAGGAUGUAUGUUAUCUUUGUGGACUUGCCGAGAGACAACAUUGGAGUCAAAAAUACUGUUCUAUCUGAGCUGUAAAAGACACCAACUAGUCUAUUUCGCACUCAAUAUCAGAUACCCCGGAACGCAUCACCAAUACUGAACUUUAUCAACAAAGCAAUGUCACACCAGCAUCAAUAACACUACGCAGCAACGAUUACAACUGAUCGGACACGCAACUAAGAACAAGUUUUCAAGUGGGCACAUUUAGUCAACCACAUACUGACUCACUCACCGGAACGACUCACUUUGGAAGCCCAGUCAACCUUCCGCCCUUUUUGCUAUAAUGUCACUGGUUCCCCUCUGUGCUUUACACAUGUUAAAAUGGAACAUGCUGUUGGGACCAAUGAAGGAAACCAUGGGC